Pocillopora meandrina is the source of this 11983-nucleotide messenger RNA. Lineage: Eukaryota; Metazoa; Cnidaria; Anthozoa; Scleractinia; Pocilloporidae. The record is from the annotation of a GenBank genome assembly.
CUGUUCCCAUAGAGAUCCGCCAUGUUGAGUUUCUGCGAGUAAGGAAAGAGAAUACAGACACAUUGAUAUUUAUUUACUGAAACCUUAUUAGAAAUGGUACGUACUGUCUUGAUAAAAAACUUCUGUUUGAAAAGUAGUCUAUAAAAGAUUCGUCUCUGUUUUGUCUUAGUCGAAGGGAACAACAAUCAAGGAUGCCUUGGCAAAAUGGGUAAGCUGUUGUAUUAGUUAAUUAGAUAUCAAUAGUAAUACACCCUAAACACCGAUGGUGAACGUGAAAUAGAAGGAUUUGCAGAAGUGUUAGAGCUGUUUUCUUCAUACAUACUUUGGGUAUUUAGUUUUGAAAACAGCAUAGUUUAUUGUUGUGUUUAGUUGUUAGGGUUGGUAUUAGUGACAAGAUUGAAAUCUGAAUUUCACUUACAGUAAGUUUACUUUGCACUUGCAAUUUACGUCUUUUAUGGUACGUGUUAGUGCUUAGUACUUAGUACGUGCUGGAGAACGAUUCCACUCACGACCAUAUACAGUUCUCUUAAUACAUAAAAAUGAAAAGUUCUUAUCACAGUUACAGGGAUUUUUUUUUUGAGUACCGGUAUUUCAAGUUCAUAGCACAGCAAGUUAGUGCCAUGGUACUCUGGCUGGGUAGAAAGUUCUGUUCAUUGCCCAAGUAUUUCCUAGAGAAAAUUGAGUAAGCUUAAAGCAAUGAUAGUAUCAGUUUAAAUAACUUUUAAGUUAUUAUAGUCAUUUCAAAUCAAAAAUAUGUUUGGAAAGUAGAUGUGAAGUCUCAAUGGUAGUUUGGCAUAAACUCAGUUACCCAAGCAUUUAAUUUUGUACUGCAUUUGUGAUAAACAGGAACAGAAACAUGAGAAAAAAGCAUCAGAAUCAGAUGAAGUCAAGCUAUAUGCACAGUAUCCUCCAAUAGAAAAGAUGGAUGCUUCCUUAUCUACUCUUACAAACUGUGUGUAAGUAUGCUUGUAUUCUAAAAUUAGUUUUAAACUUCAUAUGGAAGAUUUAUUAAGUUUUAUAAGAAAGUUUGGAUGCAACGUGUGCUGUCAUUGGUUGAAAGAGUGUGCUCUAUCAGAGUGAAAAGCAUAGAGCUGAGCUAAAGCUGUCAGGCCAUCUUCCAAAUUGUACUAUGUCCAACCUUUUCUGGGACCUCUCUCUAGUUUUUUUUGUUUAUUGAAAGUGAAAUUUUGGAACAAGUGAUCCAGUAAUUAGCAACAGAAGAAGCAAACAAAGUUUUGUAAACAUGCAAAGGGCGGUAAUUCACAUUAUUAUGAUGUGAGCAGAGACGAAAAUCCUCAAAGAGAAAACAAAAUAGACAGUUCAAGUUUUGGAGGUUUUCACACUCAGUUAGACUGGAAGCUUAGUACAGUAAUUAAAAUCAAACACAGCUAACACUUGCAUAGUAUAUAUAGUUUCGUGUUCAAAAACAAUACAGAUCAAAAUAGGAAUGAUGAAAAAUAUAUCCAAACUGGCACAACUCUUAAAAUUCAUACUAAUGAAUAACCAAUCACAUUAUUUGAACCAUUCUAACAAGGCUUCAGAUUGGCUUAUUGUAGCAUGCUUUGUUAGAGUAUGGAGCAUGCUGAUGACACUGUUGUUCACUUUGAAAAGAAAGUUUGUUUUGAAAAUUGAAAGUGAUACAAGGAGAAUUUAAAGGAUUCUUUACCAUAAAACAAAUAAAGAAGCCUUGACUGUGCUCUGUUCUGUUGUAAAGCAUGCAGGAAGCAGCUAGAGCACUCAAGAAAUGGAAAGAAACAUUUGACUACUUUAGAACAGAACAGAGAACAGUUAAGGCUUCUCUAUUUAUUAAAUUUAUCAGACAAAGGAACUACCGUAAUUUCCGGUUGUUUACCCAUGGGUAAUCUGUUGAUUUUGCAUUAAAUGCAUGCCACUGCGGGUAAUAGGGAGAUGCGGGUUAUGUGACAAUUUUAAAAUCUACUGGUAGUUGAAUUGAAAAAAAUUCUCACCUACAUGCAUUUCCACCUCUCAAAUGAAUUUUACUGUAGUAAGAGUGUCACAAAGCAGCACAAAAACAUGAUGCCGACUCAAGUUAAUUUCAUGCAAAAUUGGUUGCGCGACGAACAAAUUGUUAUCGGCACGCGUGAAAACAAAACCUUGAUGGUGAAAAAAAUAAUCCAAAGAUAUCUUGCGCAUCAAUAACAAAUCUCCAUUUAACACUAGCUAGAGCUGAAGAGAAUUUUCCCGUUUUAAGGGACUUGUUAGGCCCAAUAGAACUGGAGACAUCUAUUUUUUUCAGAAAUCGCAGACAGUGCUUUAUAAUUCAAGUAACUCACCCAGGUUCUUUCAACAAAUCAACAUGGCGCUGAACGAUCGCUCGUACAAAAUGUGGCCACAAAUUUGCAUUCUGUCAAGUAUGAAACAUUGAGAUUUGCACAUGGGCCGCUAGUGUUUUUACUGUAUAAUUUCAUGAAUAAAGUACAUGCUAAUAUUGACACAGAAUUGUGCACUUGUCUGAAUUUCUUUGACCUUUAAACUCGACAAAGAAGCUUUCAAGUUUUCGAAAGUUAGAUCAGACAACUUUUAAAAGACUGAAAUGUAUCACUUUAAUGUCAAGUUUUUGCCACCAAAAAGUUUAAUAACAUAACGUGUGGGUUAUCCAUCAGUGCAGGUAAUCUGUUGACUUUUUUUUUUGUCGUAUGCAAUAAUCGGCCGGUGUGGGUAAUCACCUGUGCAGGUAAACGGCUGGAAAUUAUGGUAACAUAGGAUAACAUUCAAGCCUAUGUUAAGCAGUCACCCACAAGGAAUAGCAGAGUGACCACAGAAUAGGGGUAUUUUUGAAAACAUAAAAAAAAAAUAGCCAGUUUUUGCUAUGUACAAAAACUCUCUUGGAAGAUAAAAAAUGGAUUAAGUUUUACUUGAAAGAUUAGUUUUAUAUGUGUGGUUUCACAUUGAGUAACCAUCCAGUACAGGUAGAGGACAAUUCAAAAAGGUGUUGGGACUCAGUAAAAGGUGGCCACAACACCUCAAUAGAGGUGACUGCUUAUUAUAGACUGAUGUGAAAAUUACAGUUACAAAAUUAAGGGGUAACAAUAUUGGGUCUUUGACAACAGACUGCUUAAUAAAUGGUGACCACUUAAUACAGUGCUGCUCAAUGCAGGUUUGACUGUGCUUGGGCAAAGGACGAUUCACUUUAAAUUACAUGUACAUAUACAUUGCCUAUUGUGUUGGUAAUUUGAGACCAUGCAGUAUGCCCUUUGCUUGGUCCUAAUUUGCUCAGCUUUUGGUGCUCUUGUACAGGUUUGAUUUUCAGCGCAAUCAUUUCACUUAAAAUAGCUAUGUGUAUUUAAGUGUUACACACAAAUGUAGAAACAUUAUCUUAUUCCAUCAUUAGCUGAAGGCUUUUAAUUUAAUUUUUAACUACUGGUUCGCAAUUACUUUAGUAUAUGUAAGCUGUCACUGUCAUAUGCAAAUAAUACAUCAACUCCAAUUCUAAUCACAGUGAACAUUUGAUCACCUCACAGGAAACUGUCCUUAUCCACAAACUGCAUUGAAAAAAUUGCCAACCUUAAUGGUUUACGUAAGUUUAUAGGCAAAUGUUUUGCUUUCCUAUCCCAUAAUGUUCAUGUUGAUCAUUGUUUUAAAUGUUAAAUUGUUGUAUUUUGAUGCAGCUUUUAUACAUUUAAGUAAUUACAGUUCUUUGAUAUUGGCCAUAUAUUGAGAAAUGAAAGAGUUAUUCUGCAGCAGAGUGUCUGAUAGGACGCAGGAAAAAUUUUGAAAACUAUGUACGAAAAAAAAUCUCUUGUAACUUCCAAGAAAAGUUUCAUGUUAUAUACUAUUUAUCAUAUGUUCAUGCUUGGUAAUUGGAAGUAUCAAGGGAUAUGUUGGCCAAGCUCAGAUCUAACCUUCUUUCAUCUGUUUGUGGUAUUUGUUCACUUUGUUCUGUGGUCAUACAAACUAUACAAUAUUCUGAGGGAGCUUUCUAGACACUGUAUUUUGAAAACCUUCAGAAAUACAGUGAAUACUCUGAACUUAUUAAGUCAUGCAUGAAAAUGACUAGACACCAAAUGAACUCAACUUAUUUUGAAUGUUAGGAUUGCUGUAGUGUUGAUAUCAACAUUGAUUAAUUAACCUUGAGAAACACUCAAUUGUUUUAGUCAAUUUUUUUCUCUCUAUUCAUCUAUCUUACUAAUAAAGAUUAGGUAAAUUUUAGACAAACUGACUCUAAUAAGGAGCAAAUUACCCUAACUUUUUCAUGGAAUGAUCUGAUCUUGGACUGCAGAUACCCUUGAUUAUUUUUCGAGGUGGAAUUUUUUGUGUCCUUUCCUCUGUGUGCAAAGCUUUGUCUUUAACAUGUAUGUGCCAAAAAUGCACUUUUAUGUCAAAAGACAGGCUGUUUGUCUGGUUUAUAAUUGAAUGAUUAUACAUGUUUUAUGUAACAUUGAGAAAAGUUAAGAGAUUUACCAGCUCUGCUUUACAGUGCCAAAGCUGAAUAACUAUUAAGCUUGUGUGGGUUUGUAUAAAAGAUAUGGGAGGUUGCACCAAGGCAUAGUAGCUGAAUUUUUGUUGAUGACUGCAAGCUAGAUGUUUCCUCUUAAACUAAUUAUGAAAUAAUCAAAUAUCAGUUUACCUCAUUUAUUUCUUUAUAGGGAAUCUGAAAAUUCUGUCACUGGGAAGAAAUAACAUAAAAAAUCUUAAUGGCUUGGUAAGUGAACUGAAGCAACACCCUUUUUUUUUGGGCCGAUUGAGUAGUACUUGUUAUGUUUUUCCUCUAUAAACUUUGUCAAGUAUUUUAUGAUGUGUGAGUUUCCUUGUCUUUAUUUGUGUUUUUUCAUCUGACUUUGCCUUUCUUACUCAUCUAACCCAUAAGCAGCUUAAGCUUACUUCCCACUUUGGCUGGUGUCUUUCUGGAAGAAAUUUGUACAUGUGCCAGAUUCACUAAAAUCCUAGCAAACUAUAUAUCAGAAGAAAGCUUAAAAAAUGCAGUUUACAAUAAAAAUAUAAUUUAAGCAACUUUUCCUUUAAGGAAGUGUCAGGAGCUGGUAAGACGUGAAAUGACCAAAGAUUCUUAAUUGGAUUUAUUGGGUAUCAGAUGCUGCAGCAUAAGCAAAAUGGAUGCACAGUCUUAUUCAAAAGGCAUCAAUCAACAAAAGUGUGUCAGGCUUUUUUGAUGGUCUGAUUGGUUGUGUAGAUAUCGCCAUCUAAAGUUGGAGUAGCUAAAAAUAUGCAAGUCAUGUUGCGCAAAUGGACCCCGUGGGACAAAUAUUUCAAAUAUCAAAAUUUCCCAACACACUUUCAUUUGUCCUAAUUCCUAGGAUAUUUUGGCAAACUUUUACAAAAAUCUCUCAAAUCUAUAAAUUAUACUCUGUUAAUUCGCUCAAAGUAGUUGUAUUCCUCCCAAAAUCAAAUGCAAGAUUUGAGCUCAUGAAGCUUGUGCCAUGCCAGGAGACUAUCUCACCUCCUGAAACCUCAAACCAAUAAGACAAUGGGACCUCCUGGUGUCAAUGAUGAUGGAUCAAGAUUUCUCAGGAAAAGUAAUCCAUUGCAGUUAUGUUUUCUUUUUAUCAUGAUGGCUUAGUGGAGUAUUGAGGAGAAUGGCACAAUGAUGACCAUCAUGUAUGGCAAAUCCUUGAAACAUUGAGCAAAUUGAAAGAAACCAUUUUACUAUAAUUGUUUUCUUGUGAUUUUCCAUGAGUUCCCAGGUGUAAGAGAUGUACUCUUUGGGGUUUGAAAUCCUAGGGCUUGCUACAGUACAUGUACAGUUGUACUCUAACUCAAACUCCAAGUUAGUGGGGAGUAUGAGUUAACAAAGUUCAAGUUAGCUGAGUUCUACAACUGUAGUUAUUUGUGGUUAUUGUUUUCAUAGGAAGCUGUAGCAGAGACUCUUGAAGAACUCUGGAUAUCCUACAAUAACAUUGAGAAGUUAAAGGGCAUUGGUGUACUUAAAAAACUGAAGGUAAUGAUAUCAUUUACACUAACUUACUUGUGUUUCUGCAUGAUUAACCAAGACUGAGGUCAAGAUGGUAUUUUCUUGGCUUGAGAUGAAUUAAUGAGGGCCAUAAAUGUGGCUGAAAUUCAGCCAUCUUGAUCUUAAACUUGGUUCAUAACAGACUUGUCAUUAUUAUGCUAAAAUAAAGUAACUUCCUGGAAGAACUAAGUAGGGGAGUAAGGCUCAAAUACCCAAUCAGAAUGCAGGAUUUGUUUCAUCAUGCUCUCUUGCUGUGGUAUUUAUAUUUAGAUAAUUAAGUUACAUGUGCAUGUAUGCGUACCACAAUGUUGAGAUUUAGUCACAAGCUUAAUGGAAAUUAAGUUGCCUGCUUUUGAAGAAAGUUUAGCAUAUUCAGACAGUAGAACUUCCCAAUUAUCAUGACUGUGAUUUUACAGUAACUGAAGAUUUUGCACCUUACCCUAAAUAGCCAGUAAUCUUUUUAAAGAAAAUGCACUGAAGGAAAGUGGAGGAUGGAAAGUCUUCUUGUUCAGGGAUCAACUGUUGAUCCACUGUUUUUGCCUCCAAUAUGAGGCCACAUGUGUUGUCAGGAUCAGUGAGUGAGUGAGUGUAUGAUGGCAAAAAUAGAAUUCAGAUCUCAUUCUCAUUGCUACUUAUUGUUUGUUUUAGUUCUGCAAAAGACCAAUAAACAUUUCACAAUAAUUUCAGGAUGGCACGUGAAAAAACAAAGCUUUUGCCUACAAGAAUGUUGUAAAUGUUGUGAUCGGUGCAUCAUGAAAACUUAGAGGAAAAAUUUUUCUUUGUAGAGAGAGCAUUUUAUCAUUUGAAUCAGCAAAUUAUGCUAAGUAGAUACUUUGCAUAUUUGCUAAUUUGCUUUGAUACGUAGUGUUUUCAGUUCAUGCCAUGACACUACAAAAAAUGUUAAACAUCUCAAAAUAAUUUCUCAGGGGUGUCUCUGACAUGUAACUGAAAAGAAGACUUUUCCUUACAGAAAUAUCUUAAUAGGUUUGAUCUGCACAUGGAAGAAAAGAGAGAGUAUUUUAUCCUUUCAAUCAGCAAUUAAUGCCCAAAAGAGCUGCUUGAUUUGCAAAGCAAGCAAAGUCAAAAAUAUGAUAACCUGAGCUCUAUCCGACAAAAGAUGGAAUGGUGGAAAGGGAAAAUAGCCAAAUGUUCUAUAAUGCAGAAUGCCUUGUUGUAUAAAAAAUAAUUGAUGAUUAGCAAGCAGAAUUAAGAGAAGCAUAAUUUAAUUAUCAUUGAAGCCUGGAGCAGAGAUCAACAGAGGAACAGUGAGGUUCUUGAACUAGCCCAAUAAAUUCCCAUUACCACUACCACUGUUAUCAUUUUUAUCAUCAUCAUCAUCAUCAUUAUUAUUAUUAUUAUUAAUAUCAUUAUCAUUAUUAUAUGAAUAUAUUUUACCAUAUAAUUACAUAUGUUCAGGAAUAAUAUUGGUUGAGUGUCAGUCACUAUAAUCUUGAAUCAUCUUUCUCUUGUAGAACAGGGCACUUAAAAAUAUGUGGGAUGCAGCAACAUUACCUUGCAUUAUUAUACAACCUCUAUUUCAUUUCAAUGCUAUAAAGAUUGUGCUUUAUCAGUAGCCACAUACAGUAUCAGAUUGCCUAUUUUUGAUAUUUAUGUGGAGCUUUAUUUGUCUUUUUUCUAUGGUCAAGGUUCUGUACAUGUCAAACAACCAAGUUAAGACAUGGGAUGAAUUUCAGAAACUGGUAAGCUUUCAGAAUUUUUACAGAAUUUUUCCUCUCCCAAGAUCUUAUUAAUAAUUCUCCUUACAACAGCUGUUGCUUUUGACCAGCUGUUAUGCAAACAUCUAUGAAAAAAAUUGUGAAUGUUCUUCAGUAAGAGAUAUAUAAAACAAUGAAAUUAUUCUUUAACUUUACCUUCUACUAAACAGACUUGUUCAUUUUACACAAUUUCAGUUCUUUUUGUCUUAUUUUAUUUCAUUUGUUGAAUUGGAAGAGAUUUUCCUCCAUUCUGUGAUUUGCUUGCUUUUACUUUCUGUUUUUUUAUUAUGAGUAAGUAGCCUUGUGACUCUUUGGAAAGAUCAGUCAGUAAAUUUUCCCGUAAUUUGUUAUAUAAACAAUAGCCUCUAUUUGGUGUAAGAAAUGCCCAUGCAUAUUUGUCUUUGGAUAUUAUCUGUUCCAAGAUGCAAAAGUUUUCAAAGAGCAAAGCUAAAGAAAAUUGAGGCACAGAUGACAACCAAUGACAAAUGUGCGAUUAUAUUUUUCUGCAAAAUAGAGGGUGUUGUGUUUAUUAUCUUUCAAAUAGAAACAUUGUUUACCAAUAACUUACUGUUUGCUGCAGUGGGUGUUUUCUUGUGAGUGUUCUCUGGUGUAAUUUUUUGAACAAACAAGUACUUCCCCUCUUCUGUAACAACCAUAAAAACUUCUCUUCUUCUGCAACAACCAUGAAAAGCUUCUCAUCGUAAAUGAAAUUAUAAAAAAAGACUUACCAUAGGCGACAUAACAUAUGAAAGUUGUGGAAUAUUACUUGAGUGUAUACUUGGAUAUGCCUCAGCUUUAGCUGGGGAAUGUUAGCACAAGCUAGUAAAUGUUGAUUGCAAGCAAAAAUAUUUGAUGACAAAUAAUGGCCGUUAGUCCUGUAACCAAAAUAAAGCCAUGUGAUAUUUACAAUCAUGUAAUCUAGCGAUAAGAUAUUCUCUUGAUAUACCCUGUAACAUUUCAAUUCUAAGGACUGUAUCUGUGGUUUUGCAGCUACAUGUAAUUGCUUUUGUGACAAUUAAUUUCUGGAUCUUUGACUGAAAGGGAUAAUAGAUUUCAAAUGGCAUGAACAUCUUUUCUUCUUUUUUUUAGGUUGAUCUUCCACUGUUAGAAGAUUUGUUGUUUGUUGGUAAGGGUUUAUUCUUUGAAUACUAGUUACUGUGUGCAAAUUCCUAAAUUCUUGAAAAUAUUAUAAGAAUUUUACCAAUAACUUCCUACAUGUAGAUUUGUUCGUUCAUCAUAGGUAAUCCUCUGGAAGAGAAACAUUCCAAUGAUGGGGAUUGGAGGGACCUUGCUACUAAGAGAUUGUCAAAGCUGAAAAAGUUGGAUGGUGAGAAGUUUUUUUCUCCAUAUUUGUCAUCUGUGACACUAUUUAGCAGUCAUUAGUGGGCGUGGUUGAAUAAACAUGAAUGAGUUGAUGCUUUCACCCCAAGAUCUCAAUAAUAAUUCUCCUUACUGUCUUCCAUACAAUUCUUAUUGCAAUAGUUUAGAGAAUUUGGUAUUGGAUCAACUAAUAUUCUCCUAAUUGUAAUGUUAUUAUAAGAAGAUAUGUUGAUUUUUAACUCGUGGAUACGCGAUAGCGUAGCAACGAGUUGUUGUGGGCACUUUGAGAUAUGCAAAUUGGCGUGGACCCUUCGUAAUUGGUCGUAAUUGGUAGGCUCCGAAGUCGAGAUCAAUCUUUCCGAAGAAGUUUGAAGUCCUGAUGCCAUUGUGAUUGGAUCGGUCGUUGCGAUGUUUGUUGUCUUUAAACGGCUGUUUCGACAUUUACUAAAUUGAAAUGGACUUCGAAUGUUUCAGAUUAGUGGUAUGAUCAACUUAGAGACCAAAUUUGAAGGGUCUUCGAAUCGUUCAUGUGCUAAACAUUACGAGGACCAGUGAGAAUCACGAAGAGUUUGUGAGUGACAGAGUAAGCUGUUGACAUGGAUAUUCCCACGGAAACAUGUACCCAUGACAAAAAAAAAUUGUUAAAGUAGGGCAUUAUUUCUUUCGUAUCAGGGUUUUUUUUGGGACGUUUUGGCAGGUACACCAAUUUCGGUCUUUUCGUUAUGGUCGUUUCGUUUUGUUGUUUUGCUAUGCAAACGUGACUUUUCUGGUGGUAAAAAUGAAGUAUGAUCGGUUUCUACAAGUCGUCGCCGAGCACGUGACCAUAAUCUGGCCGGUGUUGUUUUGAUCACUUGACGAUCUUUUUCGCUCAAAACACACGACGAUUUCUAUUUCGAGGAAUGCUUUUCCAAUUAAUCGCUAUCGCAUCCGUGUAAAAAAUUACAAGCAUAUGCGUGUACUGAAAAACAAAAGGGAAAUUCAAAACUACGAGAAAUUGCAAAUAAUCGGCCUCUUCUGAUACACGCGGGUUUUUUGGUGUAACAUGCGUGUGUUUCCCAUAAGUUACAAGCACUUUACGCGCCUGGGAAUGCUGCAAUCACGGUAUUUGCAGUGCAAGGUAGAAUGGUUAUUGUCAACCUGGAGUGAUUAUGUGCGAUAUUUUGCUUCAUCACUCUUUGCCAUUUCUACUUCCUAAAUAUUAAUUUAGAGAAGAGGGUGGGGGGGUGAGGGUUAAAAUUCCUAGAGAUAGGUUAUCAAUGUGCCCCUGGGUAUGGUCGCAUUUUCACGACUACAUUGACUUUUAUGGCGUUGUAUUUUCACUGUAUAUUAUAACUCAUUUUUGUUGCUGUUUAGGAGUUCCUGUGGUCAGACAAGAAGAGGAAGAAGAAGAAGAACCAGCCUAAAAGUCGUGAAUAAUUUGCAACAGAACGCUGCGUGAUAAACUCAGAGUUAUUUGUAACUAAAUAUAUCAUAUGGUUAUACACAUGUCAAUAUGUUCAGCAUGUUGUACAGAAUACAGUACAUGUAUUUCUUUAAUUCAUUCGUAUUUUUAAUUAUUUUUUUCUGCCGUUAUAAUAUCUAAGUCAUUAAGACCUCUGUUGAAACACUAUUUUGUGUUUUUAGUCAAUAUAAUACAUAGUUGCAAUACCUAUUGAAUUUAACGAAAGCCCCCCUUUUUAAAACCAUUGCAUUAUUUUCCCGUUGCAUUUUUUAUGUCAAAUCCUUGGGUUUUGAAAAGUAGAAACUAGCCAUAAGUCUAAAUCCGCCAUCACCUGCGGUAGAAACUCAUCAAUGCCAUCCUUGAUAUGUGCACAUCAAGGGCGAGAUUAUCCAGAAAAAGACACGGAGCAAACAAAUGAACUUGUAAGGAGAAAGCUAAACGAAACAACUCAAAAUACAAAGAGAACUCUGGUUUUCCUACUCUUGAAUUUGUUUUAAUCUAGAUGGAGGUGUCCAACGGCCCCAUUCUAAUCUCCUUGGGAAAGUAUUAAAGACUCCUAUAUUUUUGGAGCUUUUCAAAAAGCUCGGUUUACUUUCAAUCGACGCAAAUCUCGAUUUAUUGUUUAACCCAGUAGUUAUACUUUGUACGGAGGAGGAAAAGCUGAAAUUGUGGAAAGCUAUCCUUUGACACUCCACAUUGUUUUGUAAUGUCACGUUCCCCUUCCUAUGAAGGCAAAAAACUAACUUUUGCGAUUUUGCAGACUUAACUUUUAACAUAGAAAACCCUAUUACUUACACAGCUUAAAGCACUGCUUUUACAUAUUUAAAGCCUAUUUCAGAUUUCCCUUUUUCAUAGGAAACGAAGAGGCCGUCUAAUUUUGUGCCUUAUAAUAGCAGCAUGUCCGCUUAUGCUGCGAAUUACGAACUCAGUCAAUGGUAGGAAUGUAUCUUUUAUUGCCACGAGACUAGACUAAAUGAUGUCUGUCUCGCAUGAUUGAAAAAGAGAUUCUUUGCGUAUCUUUAGUUGUUGAUUUCAUUUGGAAGAAUAUGUCAUCUAUUAAUCUCGCAUUCCGUGAAUGAUAGUGGUUCAAAUUUUUGGGAAGCUCAAAAUUGAAGAGGGUCAUGAUCUAAGGUUUGAUAUUACGUAAGAAUAGAAUGUGAUCAUUUUCCUGUGAACAGGUGACUGUGAUGAGGUUUAAAUGGAAGGCCACCUAGGGCCGUGUCAUGCACCGAUGGAGAAGUUUGUUAUUACAUAAUAGAAUGUAAUCAUUUUCCUGUUCAUUGCAAUGAAUGACUCGAAGAUUAGACACGAAAUGUCUUUUAAACUAUCUUACGCUUCUUGAAUUGUGUGAGGUUUAAAAUAUUUUACAGAGACUAUAACUUAAAAACAGGUGAGAACUUUAAAAUAAUUUCGUGUCACUCAAUUAACUCCAUCUUCUUUCCGACAAAGGUCUCUAGAUAAGUCACAGAGGCUUAAACUGUGUUGCAAGUUGUCACAGAUAUUAGCGGCUACCGAAACAACUGGGCUUAUCUUGACUGGGCGAGAAAUCUUAUCAACAAUCUCACUAUUGCAUUCGCAACG